GGAAAUCGAACCUGGAUAUUCGAUGCAUCAGAUCACACAACUGUCUAUCUACCAUAGGAAAGAAUGCAUCCUACAUAUUUGCUGCUGAAGAGAUGGUUAUCAUCCAGUCCGUUCCUCGAGACUGGCAAUCAUGGCAGUCAUGGUCAUGGUUCAAAGAUGGAUGGGAUAUGGACUAUUGUGGAGAGGAACGUCUGUGUGUCAGCACCAACCGCGUCCGACGCGUUCAGAGAGACCCAACGUUCCCAUUGCCCAAUGCAAACCUUGAUUCCUCGCCAUAUCCCCAUUAUAUCAAACAAAACAGCAUGAACUGGUCCAUCCCCAACGCCCUUACCUGCGCCCUAGCUUUUCUGAUCAUAACACUUCCCAGCAUCCUCGCCGUCCCAGGCGGCCAGGCGGCCCGGCUGUGCGAUAUAUGCUGUCACGACCCCCCUGAUGAGGAUAUAUGUGUGCGUGUGCGAUGUGAAUGCCCGCCGCUUGAGUCCGCGGGAGUUGAGCUUGGGACACUCUCCUGGGCAACACUUGCGACGGAAACAGCCACGGCCACCACCACCACCGCGGCGGCGAUGGAAACCAUUCCGGGCGAUAUAUGCUGCCAAUGCUGCCUGGACGCAAGCAUCCCGGAGUGUGCGCACAUCAGCUGUCUGUGGUGUCCUCCCGAGUGUCGGCCGCACAAACCGUAGAAACAAAACGCCCCGUUCGCCGUAAGACUUCCUUUCUGUCUCAAGUGUGAGGUUCAAGUACGAUUUUGGUUUUGGCGCUAUGGAAUACAUCAGGUUUCGGAAUCGUAAAGAUAUGUUCGUCACACCCGCGAGCGUGACCCAACGCCACACGGGGUCUACAUUUUAUCGUAGGUCUAUAUACAUGAGA
Molecule: messenger RNA, 867 nt
Organism: Fimicolochytrium jonesii
Lineage: Eukaryota; Fungi; Chytridiomycota; Chytridiomycetes; Spizellomycetales; Powellomycetaceae
Exons: 3
Coding region: 93-680 (195 amino acids)
Source: RefSeq, a predicted model, not a curated record